Messenger RNA from Paramecium sonneborni, 351 nucleotides. The record is from the annotation of a GenBank genome assembly. NCBI's taxonomy places the organism in Eukaryota, Ciliophora, Oligohymenophorea, Peniculida, Parameciidae.
AUGGGAAUUUGUAUAUCUACCAAUCAAAGUGGUCUUUUGAUUAAUAAUACUGACAUAAAAAACAAUGAUGAAAAAUAUAACUAUAGUUUAGAAGAAAAUUAAAUUGAUGUAGAGAGCCCAGAGAUAUGUUUAUUAGACACAAAUGAGCUGCAUAAAAAUUCUGUAAAAGCAACCAAAGAAUAAUGUUAAAGGGAAUAAGUAAAUAGAAUUGUCAACGUACAUGACUAAUCUAAUUCACAAAGAUACUUUUUUGUUUAUGAUUAAUUGUACAAUGUAAAACGUAAAGUGCCAAAGCUAAAAAGUAUUAGUCAAAGCACUUUAAUUCAAAAACGUAAGUAAUAAAUACUUUGA